GGCGGGGGAAAGGGGUGGCGGCGGGGACUGCAGGAGAGGCCCUCCCGGAGGAGCGGAGAGGCAGGGGGAUGCUUGGGAACCCGCGGGAGAAAUGGCCCGGUCAGGUUUCCCCGGAAACCGGCCCCCUCCCCUCUCCCGCAGUAAGGAGGAGCUGCCGCCUACGCUGCGCAAAGUGCGCACACGGCUUCGGGAAUAGGCGGCUGCGCGAGCCACCGCCCAGCGCCCGCUGCGGAGUCAUUGCGACGGUUACUAGGACACUUUGUUUUCACCCAAUCAAAUGACGUUAGCUCAUCUCUGGGGCCGGCAGCCAAUCACGCUCGACAUCAAUCAUUCAAUUAAGCCAAUCGGGAGUGUCCCGAGCCAGUAGGGCGGGCAUUCGUUGGGCCCCGGUUGCCUAACAGUAAAAUCAACUGACAGGUAGGCGGAGCAAAGAGGAGCCAAUGGUUUGAAUGACAGCGCUCCGACCAAACAGAUUUCCUCAUUUGUAGAGCCUCGUUAUGGGUCGCCAAUAGAUACUGCGAAUGGCAGCCCGGGAGGGGAAACGAAGGCUGCGCGCGCAUUCCGCUGCUAUAUAAGGCUUGGCCGUUGCCUCUCGCAGUCAGAGUCGGUUGGGGGAAGAGUGGCGUUGGCUGACAGCGACCUGUGCCGCCGCCAUCAUGAGGGAGAUCGUGCACCUGCAGGCCGGGCAAUGCGGAAACCAGAUCGGGGCCAAGUUUUGGGAGGUGAUCAGCGACGAACAUGGCAUCGACCCAACCGGUACCUACCACGGCGACAGCGACCUGCAGCUGGAGCGCAUCAACGUGUACUACAACGAGGCCACAGGUGGCAAAUACGUGCCCCGCGCCGUCCUGGUGGACUUGGAACCCGGCACCAUGGACUCGGUGCGCUCCGGGCCCUUCGGCCAGAUCUUCAGGCCUGACAACUUCGUGUUCGGUCAAAGCGGAGCAGGAAACAACUGGGCAAAGGGCCAUUAUACAGAAGGUGCUGAAUUAGUUGAUUCUGUGUUAGAUGUUGUAAGAAAGGAGGCAGAAAGCUGUGAUUGUCUCCAGGGCUUUCAGCUUACUCACUCUCUUGGUGGUGGUACAGGCUCUGGCAUGGGUACCCUGCUCAUCAGCAAAAUUCGUGAAGAGUACCCAGACCGAAUUAUGAAUACUUUCAGUGUUGUACCCUCCCCUAAAGUAUCAGAUACUGUAGUAGAGCCCUACAAUGCCACACUCUCUGUGCACCAGCUUGUGGAAAACACAGAUGAAACAUACUGUAUUGAUAACGAAGCCCUCUACGACAUAUGCUUCAGAACACUGAAGUUAACUACUCCAACAUACGGUGAUCUGAACCAUUUAGUGUCGGCAACCAUGAGCGGUGUGACCACCUGCCUGCGGUUCCCAGGCCAGCUCAACGCUGACCUGCGGAAGCUGGCAGUGAACAUGGUUCCCUUCCCCCGUUUGCACUUUUUCAUGCCUGGUUUUGCCCCGCUCACAAGCCGCGGGAGCCAGCAGUAUCGUGCUUUAACCGUGCCAGAGCUAACCCAGCAGAUGUUCGAUGCAAAGAACAUGAUGGCAGCGUGUGACCCGCGUCACGGCCGCUAUCUGACCGUAGCUGCUGUUUUUAGGGGCCGUAUGUCAAUGAAAGAGGUCGAUGAGCAAAUGCUCAACGUUCAGAACAAAAACAGCAGCUAUUUUGUUGAGUGGAUUCCUAAUAACGUUAAAACAGCGGUCUGUGACAUUCCACCUCGUGGCCUGAAAAUGUCUGCCACCUUCAUUGGUAACAGCACAGCCAUCCAGGAGCUGUUCAAACGCAUUUCUGAGCAGUUCACGGCCAUGUUCCGCCGAAAGGCUUUUCUGCACUGGUACACGGGCGAGGGCAUGGACGAGAUGGAGUUCACAGAGGCUGAGAGCAACAUGAACGACCUGGUGUCUGAGUACCAGCAGUACCAGGAUGCCACAGCUGAGGAGGAGGGGGAGUUUGAGGAGGAGGAAGAGGCCGAGGCAGAGUAAAAGCUAUGCAGUUACCACCUGUAAAUUUUGUUUAAAGCUGUAUGAACUCUUUCAUUCAAAACUUCUGUCUGUGUUUGUGUUCCUCUUCCUGUUUCAAAGUCACUUCAGCUGCUGUACAGGCACCAUUAAAGCAUUUUUCACAGUGCA
Columba livia (rock pigeon) is the source of this 2141-nucleotide messenger RNA. It is a transcript of the gene TUBB4B, whose product is annotated as tubulin beta 4B class IVb. Lineage: Eukaryota; Metazoa; Chordata; Aves; Columbiformes; Columbidae. Bases 657 to 1994 code for a protein of 445 amino acids. The transcript is spliced from 4 exons. The record is from RefSeq and is a predicted model, not a curated record. Gene Ontology annotation, molecular function: GTP binding; GTPase activity; structural constituent of cytoskeleton. Gene Ontology annotation, cellular component: cytoplasm; microtubule. Gene Ontology annotation, biological process: microtubule cytoskeleton organization; mitotic cell cycle.